AUGCUGGUUUGGCUGAAGAGAAAGAAGGCAGUGGAUUUGGACGUUGGAGGCUUGGAUUUGCUUCAUGGCGGUGUUGAGAUGAUGGCUGCCCAGUUUGCGAAACCUGGGUCGGAUUCAUUUGAUACCAAGGAUGGGAUGAAGCUGCCAAGUUACCGAGGAGAUAACAUCAAUGGCGAUGCCUUUGAUGAGAAAUCUAGCGUUCCUGGUCCACAGAGGCUUAUCAGAGUUUACCUUCAUAGGGUAGAUGAUGCGAUUGGGUUCAUGGUUGCAGCUGGUCUUACCAUUGAUCACCCCAUCAUGAACACAACCGAGUUUCGGACAUCACACGAGUGCCUUCAUCUGCCUUACGGGCAGGCCAUGACAAGGAGUAUUCGCGACGGGUCUCUUCUAUGA
Molecule: messenger RNA, 393 nt
Organism: Linum tenue
Lineage: Eukaryota; Viridiplantae; Streptophyta; Magnoliopsida; Malpighiales; Linaceae
Source: the annotation of a GenBank genome assembly